This is a messenger RNA of Helianthus annuus (common sunflower), 2268 nucleotides long. RefSeq names its product ATP-dependent DNA helicase 2 subunit KU70-like. The record is from RefSeq and is a predicted model, not a curated record. Gene Ontology annotation, molecular function: double-stranded DNA binding; telomeric repeat DNA binding; DNA helicase activity. The transcript has 20 exons. Gene Ontology annotation, cellular component: nucleus; Ku70:Ku80 complex. Gene Ontology annotation, biological process: double-strand break repair via nonhomologous end joining; cellular response to gamma radiation; cellular response to X-ray. Lineage: Eukaryota; Viridiplantae; Streptophyta; Magnoliopsida; Asterales; Asteraceae. Bases 156 to 2024 code for a protein of 622 amino acids.
AAAAUAGAAAAAUCAAAUUAUCCCCUGAAACUUCCACAAGAAGGAGAAAACCAUUUCCCCCCAAAUUCUCAUCCUAAAACCCCCAAAGUAAACCCUUGCUCCCAGACGGUUGCUGCCGGAUUCCUCCGUUGUCAGUCAGUCGGCCGCUAGGUUUAAUGGAUAUUGAUCCUGAUGAUGUUUUCCGAGACGAUGAAGACGAUCCUGAAAAUGAUCUGCUUCAGGAUAGACAGUCAAGCAAAGAACUAGUGGUCUUCUUGGUGGAUGCUUCACCCAAAAUGUUCAACAUCACUUGUCCAGGGGAAGAUCAAGAGAACACGUCUCAUUUUCAUGUUGCUGUCAGUUGCAUUGCACAGUCUUUAAAAGUUCAGAUCAUCAACAGGCCAUAUGAUGAAAUUGCAAUAUGUUUCUUCAAUACCAGAGAGAAGAAAAAUCUGCAAGAUCUUAAUGGUGUUUAUGUAUUUAACGUUGCUGAGAGAGAAUAUCUGGACAGCCUUACAGCGCGGUUCAUAAAAGAAUUUGAUCGUGUAGAAGAAUCCUUCAGUAAAGUUAUCGGGAGUCAGUAUGGUAUUGUUCCUGGAUCUAGGGAUAAUUCUUUGUACAAUGCAAUCUGGGUUGCACAAGCACUAUUGCGUAAAGGAUCUGCUAAAACAGCUGAUAAACGCAUCUUGUUGCUUACAAAUGAAGAUGACCCGUUUGGAAGUAUCAAAGGAGUGACAAAACUAGACAUGACUAGAACCACAUUGCAGCGGGCUAAGGAUGCACAAGACCUUGGAAUUGCCAUUGAACUUCUUCCUUUAAGUAGGCCAAAUGAAGAAUUUAACGUCUCACUUUUUUAUGCUGAUUUGAUCGGAUUAGAUGGUGAUGAGCUUGCUCAGUUUAUGCCAUUGGCUGGAGAAAGAUUUGAAGACAUGAAUAAACAAUUAAGAAAACGAAUGUUCAAGAAGCGCAGAGUUCGUAGGAUCAGUUUUAUGAUUCCAGGUGGAUUAUCAAUUGAACUCAAUACAUACGCUCUCAUUCGUCCCAGUAUUCCAGGAAAAGUUACAUGGCUCGAUUCCGUCACUAAUCUUCCUCUAAAGGCUGAAAGAUCACUUAUUUGUGCUGACACUGGAGCAAUUGUGAAAGAAGCUAAUAAGCGUUUUCAAACUUACAAGAAUAAGGAUAUCACGUUUACCACAGACGAGCUGUCGGAAAUCAAGAGAGUAUCAACAGGAAAUCUACGGCUUUUAGGGUUCAAGCCGCUAAGUUGCUUGAAGGAUUAUCACAACUUGAAGCCGUCACUAUUUGUCUGCCCUAGUGAUGAGGAAGUCAUGGGAAGCACAUGCAUUUUCAUUGCUCUUUACAGAUCUAUGAUACGCCUCAAACGUUUUGCAGUUGCGUUUUACGGGAGUUCAUCUCGACCUCAGUUGGUUGCUCUGGUUGCGCAAGAAGAAAUCAUUGACGGUGGUGGUCAGAUUGAGCCGCCAGGAAUGCACAUUAUAUAUCUUCCGUAUUCAGAUGACAUAAGACCCAUUGAAGAGCUUCACGCAGAUACUAGUGGCGUGCCUUUGGCCACUGAUGAUCAAAUCCAAAAGGCUGCUGCUUUGGUCAAACGUGUUGACUUAAAAGAUUUCUCUGUCUGCCAAUUCUCCAAUCCCGCACUGCAGAGCCACUAUGCGCUAGUACAAGCUAUGGCCCUUGAUGAAGAUGAGAUGCCUGAAAUCAUUGAUGAAACUCUUCCAGAUGAAGAAGGCAUGGCUAGGCCAGGGAUUGCCAAAGCAUUGGAAGAAUUCAAGAUUUGUGUGUACGGAGAAAACUACGAAGAAGAAGAUGAAAAGGCAAAUAAUGUUGGCAAGAAGAGGAAACAAAUUACCGAAGAAGCGGUUAACAAGGCUUCAUAUUAUGAUUGGGGCAAACUUGCUGAUGAUGGAAAGUUGAAGGAUUUGACUGUACAAGAGCUGAAGACCUACCUAACAGCGAAUAAGCUUACUGUUGCUGGGAAAAAAGAAGUUUUGAUCAAUAGGAUCUUAACCCACAUGGGUAAAUGACACGUCAGCAUGUCUUCUUGUGUGAUCCUUAACUGUGUUUUUUGCGGGUGCGGAUGAAGCUGAUUGUUAUGAUCUUGUGUAACGUACAGAAACCGACGGACUUUUGGUAUUGAAUUUAUAUUUUGUUCCGACUUGUAGGAUUGACAAAGGUCGAGAAUAGGAAAAAGUUUAGUAUUUUGCAUGGCAUUGUGGUGAUAACCUAUUUGAAAUGCUUACUUUUGGAAACCUUUAUAUAUCCGUUUAA